GCAUUUCCCUCUCUUUAGGUCCCUGUGAGGUCUUUUGCAAUCACCGAGGCCACCCUCUGGUGUGGGCUGGAUCACCCGGGCAUCGUCCCCCUGCUUGGCCUGCUACGCACCGACGACAUGGUGCUGUUCAUCUCGGCAUACUACCCCGAGAGCAGCACACUGCAACAGCUGAUCAACCAGUCCGUCCUUGGGCAAGGGCGGUCGUUGCUGAUCACCCAGCAAGUGCUGUGGGCCGUGUUGUACCUCCACAGCCAGGAGAUCAUCCACAAGGACAUCAAACCCGACAACAUCUUGAUGCUCCCCGGAGACCGGGCGCUUCUGAUCGACUUUGGCCUGGCCACGCAGCAGACCGAGACCUUUCAGGCCGACGAGGCGCUCAAGGGCACCGAGUGCUACAUGGCUCCGGAAAUUGCCGGAGGACAGAAGCACGACGGUCGGGUGGAUGUGUGGAGUACUAUCUGCACCCUGCUGUGCAUGAUCAGCGGUCACCCUCCCUGGUCCCAGAGGUUCAAAGGGGUGCGGAUCAAGAUUUACAUCAUUGCCAUGAGCCAGGCUCCUUUGGAGGACAUCCCUCCAAACGCACACCCCAGGAUGCGUCGUUUCCUGCAGCAGACUCUCGUGAAGGACUUCCUGGAGCGGCCCACAGCCGCCCAAGCUCUGGAACUUCUACCCCUUGACAUCGUGGAAGAGACGUUCAAUUGCCUCGCAGUUGCAGUAGAGACAGAAGCGGAGUCGGAGCCCAUGGAGGUGUCUGCGGCCAUACCGGACGAUGUCUUGGCCGGUCCUCUCACACCCUGGACCCCUCGUGGUCCCGAGGACGGCCUCCCUCAGUUCCCUCCCAGUCCGGCCGCUCGCCCCGACAGCAGACUCGUUGAGAACGAGAUGUCUCUGUCCCAUCUCUUCAUCAGCCCCGAAGACAGAGAGGAACAGAGGGGCGUGGAUGCCUCUGGAGCAGACGAGGACAUGUAUGGACCCCCGUCUGAUGUGGACGGCCCAGAAAUAUUCAAUGACGGCGCGAUUCAAGACCGAUCACUUGGGUCGCGCAGUGGCACCUCGUCAGUUGGUGGUCGCAAGCUGCCUCGACAGCCAAGUUGCAAUGCCGCCAAUUUUGAUUUGCCCUGGCCCAUUAGAGGCGACUUCGGUGGGGCAAGUCAGGCGGCGGCGAGCUUCAUGCAAGAUGAGCCCGCCAACCCUUCUGGCACAAGCGCUGCAUCAGCAUCCUUUGAACUGCAGCCGAUGUCACUUAGCGGGUCCAGCAGAGACUUUCACUCCAUCAGUACCGCCCACGCACGCAUUGCGGAGGCUGGAUGGUUGCCAUCUCUGGAGGGCAUUCCGCGAGAUGAGCCAGACAUCGGAGGCGCUGGUGCCGCCGCAGCCAUAGACACGUCGGGCGUGGACACCAACUCCCCCAGGCACUCUGCCGAGGAUAUGGCCUCCGUGACAGACACUGCCGAGAGUGUCAGCUCUGCUAUCUCCUUUGGUUCGGUGAUCAACAUCUACGCAGAGGGUGCCAGGCUAAUGCGGAUGAAGGUGGAUCUGGACUUCACCGCCCGUCAGUUGGUCAAGGAGAUCGUACGCCAGCCCGACUACUUGCAGUCCAAGCUCAAAGAGAAGGAGUUUACCCUUUGUUGGCAGGCGUCGCAAGGAGCCAUCGACCUGCAUCACACCUUCGGCCGCGGCGAGCACCACGUCGUCGCCGUAGCCACGUCAGCAGUCGGCGUGUGGCUGUGGCGCAGCAACUGCAACGGCCAGAUCACCCUGGCCACUCAAGCAGAGUAAAUGGGGGGGGCACGUUGCACAAUGAGUGAUUGAUUCUUCCUUCCGUCAAAGUAUUUUCUGUAACAGUUCCCAAACUAUGUGAAUGUAAUUCUUCCUUCAACCAAGUUAAAAAGGGACUUUUCCUUGGGGGGGGGAAGGGAAAAAACUUGAGUACUCUGCUUCGAUGGAUGCGCACUCAGAUCUUCCGAAGACUUCCUCCAUUCAGAACCUCCGCCCUGCAUCAUUGCUUACGGGAAACCAUCUGUCAUCCAAAUCUCUCCGUCUUUUUUAUCACACGCGGGGCCUUACCUAUGAAAAAUACACUUUGUGAAGAGAGUCAUCAGUAACUAUAUCAUUAGAUGUGUUGAUGCAGUGCCCAAGUUGAUGCCUGUCAUCUGAGGGGGGGAUUUUUAAUGGUUAUUGUUCACGCCUGUGCACUGUGCAGCCGCGCCACAAGAAUGGAAUGUUCCGUCCAGCCCCGUGUAUGGUCGUACUAUUUGUGACGCUGUAAUAAAGCUCAUCGCCCACAAGAGGCGAUGGAGAGAGAUUUGCUGGAUUUAUUCGGGACUCGCCGGGGUCAUAUUUCUUUCAAAAUUUGUUUUAGCCGUUACGUUAAUCAAAUACUGAUAGCGAAUAUUUCACAUUUGCGCAGUGAAAAGAAUGGUUUCCGGGACAGAUGGCCUGUUCCGUUCCACUUGGAUUUGCCUCAUGAAAUGGAACGUUCCAUCCCUUUUGAAAUUGUUACCAUUGCAUUUUUAUCAAUUGCAUAACUUCCUACAUCUGUACACUUCGUAUCCGCACAUUUUGUGGCUCCAUUGGUACGUUUUAUGUCAUCCGUAAUGUACCUUGAAUUAGCAGUUUUCAGCAUUUGUUAUUUACAUGUAAAUAAUGCUGUAACUUUGGUCAGUAGACUUUUUUAGAGUAAUUUUUAGUGAACCUGACGUCACACGCAUUGCGGAAACAACUAGCUCUUGGAGGUCAUCCAAGUAAGAGUAGUGUUACAGUGUUUGCAUUUAGAAUGGACAACCAGCAUUCCGUAUGGAAAGUUCCAGUCAUUCUGGUUUGCAAGAGGCUUUCGGGAUAAACGAGAAGCAAGAACAUCUUCUCAGCAGUUUGGAUGGACCUGUUCCAAGUCAAUCCCAAACUGUGGUGAGAAGAGUUUUGAUGUUCAUCCAGCUACCUGAUACUGAAUGGUGGAUAACCAGAUUCUCGGGGAGGGGGGGGAUAUUACCCAGGAUCUCUGUAGACCAGUCAUGGCCAAAAUACAUUGUAUUGUACAAAUUGUUGGCUUUGACUUGAUUUCAUUUGCUGACGUCAGCCCAUGAUUAGAUACUGGUUGAUUGUAUGUUCAUGGAGUGGCGCAGCUAAUUGUAGGCUUUUGAGUUUGCAAAGAGCGAUCACAGCUGCCUGGGUGCAGAGGUCCUACCAAUGUGGGCACCCAUUUCCCCGUGGAAACUGCUGAAAAUUCACCGCCUUACGUAAAGGAAUGCCUUUGUCACACUUGAGAAAAUGAGUUAUGAUGGAUGAACUCAACUUCAACUCUACAAUUGGAAGAUGUAUCCGAGACCACUUGGAAAAUUAAGUGAAAGCAAGCCUCUCGCACCAAAUGGGUUGGAAAAAGUGCUGAAUGAGUUUUGCUCCAUACUUUCUGCACAAAGGAAACCCUGUAUUAUGUUUUGUACAACACCUGCACAAAUCCUCAUCAUCUGAUUGGUAGAUCGCUGAUCAUGUGUCAUUAAAAUUAUUCGUUCUAUUCAACAGAAUCCGUCGAAUAGAACUUCAUUUCACUUGACUGGUUCCAGCCCCCAUUUCGUCUAUUUCAGUCCUAGCAAGGAAGAGGAAAAUAGUGUCAAAUGUUGGGACGGGAACCAGUCUGCCAGUGCAAGCCAGUGAGUGGCUCUUUGGACACAAAUCUGUUUCCCAAAAUGUGGAAUUUAUCACGAAAGGACCAUUUGUUCUGAGGAUUUAUGCAGUAUUGUCUAAAACAAAUAAUGGAACGUUUUACAUUCAUGCAAAUGUUGACAAUAAUAAUUUCAUUCAGUAACACAUCAAACUGUUCCAUUCCACUCGGCUUCGCCUCAUGGAAUGGAACAUUUCAUCUGUCACCUCAUGAAAUUAUUUUUACCAUUGCACUCAGAAUCAUUCACUCUUUGUAUAAUAUGGUGUGUGUUUCCCCAAAAUGGUGCAAGCGACGACCAUUUCCAACGUUACACGUCAGUUUUACUUUCAUAACUUUAAUGGUUUUUAAAGAGGACAAUCUCAGUUUGAUGCGUUCUUUUUGUUUCAUCUUAUUUGCUUCUGGCAAUCCAGAAAUGUGUCCCAGUAAAACACAAGAUUCCCCAGCUUUCUUAAAACUGUGUUUGUGCCACAUUUUAGGGAAAAUGUACUCGUAAUAUGUCUGUUCAUAGUGUCGUCAGCAUCGCCUUUGAAAUCAAAUUGUCAAGGUGAAAAAGUGCUUUUUGUUUACUUCUUCAGUUUGGUCCAGUGAUCACAGUUAAUCCAAACAGUGCAACUCGCUCUGGAGUGCCUGUGUUCACAGGGGCACACCUCUUGAUCACGAAAAGCAUAUAUGACGAUGGUACAAAAAAUCAAGCCGAGAGUGUCCGCCUUAAAAGCAAGCAAGUUACCAACGCCACCAGUUUACACUUUGCACUUAAAAUGACCAGUAAGCGCAUGCACCUUUUGCGGGGGACACACUUGUAUCUUUCCAACUGUAAAUGGUGUCAUGGAACAACGGCUUUUCGUCCCACCUCAGUAAGAGCACUUUUCCAGUCUGGGGACAAAUCUUUCACUUCUUACAGAUCUUAUAAGAAUGUACUUUCAAUACUGUAUGAGACUACUCCAGAUUGGGAAGGCUCUGAUGUGAGUUAUUAUCGGUUUUACGUAUUUUCAUUUUUUUCCCCCGACUUCACAGGGAGAAAAUUGUUACAAAAUACUGAAUGAAGUUUGGGUCAGCAGACAACAAGGACGCUGACGUCCAUGAAAUAUGAUGACAUUUUUCAGAAAACGAUUAUAUUCUGUGCACAAACUUAGUUGAAGAUACAUGGAUUCAAAUUUUGUCAAGUUCUGUAUUAUAAAUGUAGAACCUUAUUACAGCACACAGGAGCUGAUCUUUGUAACACUAAUUCCCAGUCAUAUGUGCCUGAACUCAAACUGUUCUUUGGAAUGUACGAGCUGAAAAAUCAUUAAAAUUCACAAUAGCAACAU
Acanthaster planci (crown-of-thorns starfish) is the source of this 4965-nucleotide messenger RNA. RefSeq lists its product as uncharacterized. NCBI's taxonomy places the organism in Eukaryota, Metazoa, Echinodermata, Asteroidea, Valvatida, Acanthasteridae. Gene Ontology annotation, molecular function: protein kinase activity; ATP binding. The record is from RefSeq and is a predicted model, not a curated record. Gene Ontology annotation, biological process: protein phosphorylation.